Messenger RNA from Pseudomyrmex gracilis, 2718 nucleotides. RefSeq names its product nuclear cap-binding protein subunit 3-like. Bases 132 to 1958 code for a protein of 608 amino acids. NCBI's taxonomy places the organism in Eukaryota, Metazoa, Arthropoda, Insecta, Hymenoptera, Formicidae. Gene Ontology annotation, cellular component: nucleus; cytosol. The transcript has 8 exons. Gene Ontology annotation, molecular function: RNA 7-methylguanosine cap binding; mRNA binding. The record is from RefSeq and is a predicted model, not a curated record.
AGGAGACUUUCCAUGAGAUUUUCACGCUAUCUCCCAACUGCAUCUCCAACGCUGCUGCUACUCAGUCAUCGGUGGUUAUGUCAAUAUUUUAAGUACGUUCGACGCAUAUCUAUCUUACUCACACGGAUGCGAUGGACAAUUAUGAAGAAUCGGACGUUGAGAUGGUGCCUAUCGAAGAAGAAGAUGUCAAUAAAAGAUCGAAUCCGAGGAAGCAGACGCUAGACAAUCUUGAAAACUCCUUGGGUACAUUUACAACAGGCAUUGAUGUAUUUAGUAAAGAGGAGAGAUUGAAAAUGGAAGAGAGAGCAAAGCGUUUUGGUUUGACAGAGAAAUCUAAAGUUUCAAAUGAAGAAGAGGAUUUAUAUAACGACAUGGGUAUUACCGAUGACAGCGAAAAUGCAAAAAAUGUUAGACUGAAUGUAAUUCACAUGAGAGGAACUGAAGAAAUGAGCACUAAAGAUGUGUUUAAGUACUUCCAAGACUAUGCUCCGCAAACUAUUGAAUGGAUCAAUGAUGUUUCAUGCAAUGUGGUUUGGUUUGAUAAUGUAUCAGCAGCCAGAGCUAUGCUAGGGUUAUCUAAACGUAUUCAGGGCAGUGUUCCGAAAUAUUCGGAUCGAGAAAAAAAUGUGGACAGCAAAACAGACAGUGAUAUAAUAAAAUACAGUGAAAAUGAACUUACAGAUGUGGAUAAGGACAGAAAAGAGAAUUGUAUAAACAUUAAAGAUAUUAAUUGUCCAUUACCUCCUGGUAUAUGGAGAAAAGGCAUAGAUCAUCCGAAAUCUAAAGGAAUCUUUUUAAGAUUUGCCACUAGAAUGGACAAAAAGCAAGGUAAAGCAGAAAAGUCGAGCGAAUAUUACAAGAAGUAUGGGAACCCUAAUUUUGGAGGUAUUAAAGGAAUUUUGACAGAGUCUCGCAAGCGUGCGUACAGGCAGAGUCAGCAAGAUAACCACAAUCUAACAGACGAAGACAAACAUAAAAAUGAAGUGAAAAAUCCGUGGGGUGCAUUAUCUGAGACAUGGGGUUUGAAUGAUGUUGUUGAGAGAGAAUUUCUUCCGAAAAAUGAAAAAAAUCCCAUUCGAGACCAAGGACGUAAUAUAAAAGAGAGAUUGGGUGUCAAAUGCUCAAACAAAGAUGUAGCACAGAAGGAAGAAUCAGGAGAAGCAAGCUCGAAUAGCGACAGUGAUGAGGAUUGGUGUACGCGGAGUAAAAUUCCUCGCAUGCGAAUGCAUGCCGACGAUGAAGAAGAGAAGCUACAGAAGCGGCGAUUAAAACAGUAUCAAAUGACUCUUAAUAAUUUAAAUAACAGUAACGACUUAAGAUCAAAAUUGGAAAGACCGAGAAUGAAGAAGCAAUUCCACGAGCCUAUUCAAGUAGUGGUUGUGAAUACGCACCCAAUACAAUCAAAACGAAAUAAUUCCGAUGCAAUGCGUCAGCACGAUCGUCACGUUGUGAGAGAAACACAAUCAUCGGAAAAAGAAGAGGGAGAAUGGCAGGGAUCAGAAGAUGAAAAUGGUCAAGAAGAAAUAGAAGAAGAAGAAGAAAAGGAGAAACAAACACACGAACAACAUGUCUUUAUCGAGGAGGCGGAGGAAGAUGAGAAAGAGGAGGAAGAGGAAGAAACCGAACACAAAGAGGACGAAGACAGCAGCGGUGAAGAAAAUAAUGAUGUGCCUGCGAGGGAAGUUCAAGGUCCGCAAGGAAGUGUGAUUAAAGUAGUUCCACCUAAGCCACGCAUUGCGUCCACCGUAUGGGCAAGAUUAAAUGUCAAAAGUGAGGUUUCUAAUAACAGCUAUUUGAGAACCAGGGAAUCGAGCAGCCGCGACUUGAGGAAUACUUUAAAAGGCGGUGAUCUACGGUCACGUAUUGGAAAACACACCAGAGGACGUUCACCGCUAAGAAUAGAAGUAAGAAACGAUAAAUACACAAAAGAUAGCGAGAAUGAUGUGUGUACAAAUUAAUUUUUCACAAAUUUAAAAUUUGUAAAGAACACGUUUAUUUUACGGACGCAUCAUUUUAAGACAAGUGUUACUUUUGCGGAAUAUUUGAUAUAAAUAAGAAGACGAAAUUUGUGUGUGCGCAAAAAAAUAUAUGCAAUUUACAAGGUUUUAUCAUUGUAAUCUCUUUAUUGAGCCGAUACCUCACGUCCGAUCACAUUGGAUUCUCGGAUGGCUCACGAAUACAUAAAACUGGAGGAUUUCUCACGAAAUUCAAAUUUUCGUUUUCAAACGAAAAUCAACAUCGUUGAACUUUAUACAAUAUAUUUUUCAUGCGUGCAACAAAAUCUCAUUGUAUAUAUACAUAUAACGUAUAUAUUGUCGUAUAUAUACAUAUUACGAUCGCAUGCAUGACAAAAUCCGAUCAUUGAUCAGAUCUGUAAAGUAUCGGCUUUAGAAAAAUUUCGAUUAUUUUUAUACACGUGUAUAUCAUCGAAACUCAGCGGAAAAUGAUUUAAUUUGUAAAAAGAACUCUUCUGUUUUAUACUACGUUAUACAUGUUUAUGACGAAUCUUUUAGCAAUAAUCGUUUAUAUGUAUUAUUUGUAUCGCUAAACAGGCUGAUGGAUGCUUCCGAUGCUAAUGUAUGUAAAUCAAACACAAAGAGAUUGUGUGUAUAUUUACAAAUACACGAUAUUUCUUUAGCUAAAAACAGCACAUAACUUAGUAAUAAUCCGAUCACAUUGUGCAAUUAUGAAAAAAAAAAAAUAAAGAUUUUUAAUUAA